AUGGAAUGUACCAUCUGUCUCGAGCCCAUCUCCGCGGCCUCCACGACAGGCCAUGUGCGCUGCGGCCACUGGUUCCACUUCGACUGUUUGCAUCUCUGGUCGCAGCGAAGUAGUUCGUGCCCCAUGUGUCGCCAGCAGUUUGACGAGCUGACCAAGAGAACCAUCUACGAGUCGGAGACGUCGCACACAGCGUCUUCAAUCCCCAUCUUUGGGCCAGUGAUCAAACGGAUUCCGUGCGUACGACGACCGGUGCCGCUGUCACCAGUGCCUCCAGAAGAAGCCAUGCGCCUUUACGAGUUUGUGUUCCAGCAGGACGACGCCGAAAUGGAGGACGUGGAGUGCGAACUCUGCGGUCAGAGCCCCUGUGUCUGUGGCAAUCAAGAGGAGCCCUCGUUUGCCCACCCUUCAACCACAACCCGAAGACGAGGACCUAACAGAAGCCCCGGCCGAAGUCGUGCCUCGAAUAUGCUAGGACGGCUCGGUCGACGUCAGAUGUCGCAGAACUCGCAGUCUCACCUGGUUUUCGACACCAGGCGACGCCGGACAACCUCGGCUGCAGGCGCACGGGGACUGACGCUCUCCUCCGACAAUUACUUUCUCAACGAUGACGACGAGGAAGUCGACCCUCUAACCACAAUCCCAACCGGACUGUCGUCCUCCCGAAUGCUCGACGACGAAGCCAUGGGCCGCAUCCAGGACAAUAUUGAGGAAACCAGAAACCUGGCUCGAGCAUCGCGAGCAUCUGUGGAGGAACGUGCAUGGCGGUUUCUGGACGAGUACCGCCGAGAAGAACGGCAACCCAACACUGGUCGACGCCGAUCGUCGCUGUUCAACGUCUUCAAUGCCGAUAACGAGGACGAAAGCCGCCCUUCUACUACCAACGAUACGCCCCGAACCAGUGUCCCCAGCUCUCACCACACCUCUGUGGCUACCUCAAUUUCAUCUGCAUCUGGCUCGUCUGUAUUCUCGGCCUUUUCCUCGAGAUCGUCAGCCUCGUCCUCCCGCAUGUCAUUGGCCUCGCAGCCGUGCUCUUCUCGACAAUCGAGUACGCCCAUGCUGUCGUCUCCAGUCACAUUUCGACGGCCUACCCCUCUGCCGUUCAGAAACCCGCUCGCCACCAACUCAUCUAACAGCACCAACGACAAUACGGCUGAAAGCGAAGUUCCCAGUCCUCGUAGCGGAAGCCCCAGAAACAGUCCUCCAGCUGAAGAGGAGACACAGCAACAGCAACCCCCAUCAGGCUCAGUCAGCCCAGCCACAGACGCCAUUUCGCACAUCCAUGUAAACUCUCCUGAGACCGCCACAGGCUCGUCCACAGCCGAAGGCCAAACCCCUCUAACCCACAACUCUGCUCAGAACUCGGCCGAGAGUGUCAGCAGCAGCGGUCAUUCGUUGUCGUACGAGAAAAAGAUGGAGAUCCGGAAGAUUGUCAAGACCCGGCUGCACAGAUACUACCCGGAUUUCAUUUCCAAGGAGCAGUUUACGGAAAUCAACAUGUCCGUGUGUGAUCGGGUCUACUCAUACAUUAAGGAGUCCGAGUCUCGUGAACCCUUCACUGCCCCACAAGCGGAAAAAUGGACCAAGGUUGUCCACCACCUUGUGAGUGCGGAUCUCGUGGCGCGAGAUUUGCUCGGAUAG
Messenger RNA from Yarrowia lipolytica CLIB122, 1638 nucleotides. RefSeq lists its product as uncharacterized. Gene Ontology annotation, molecular function: ubiquitin-protein transferase activity. The record is from RefSeq and is a predicted model, not a curated record. NCBI's taxonomy places the organism in Eukaryota, Fungi, Ascomycota, Dipodascomycetes, Dipodascales. Gene Ontology annotation, biological process: protein autoubiquitination.